This is a messenger RNA of Gongylonema pulchrum, 536 nucleotides long. The record is from the annotation of a GenBank genome assembly. NCBI's taxonomy places the organism in Eukaryota, Metazoa, Nematoda, Chromadorea, Rhabditida, Gongylonematidae.
UUGAAUCUAGUUUUUAGUACUCUAGCAGCUCCGUUGACGGCAUUACACAUCUGGAGCUAUAUAUUUCCGUUCACUAACUGGCAAGGUGCUACCAGCGGUCUACUUACCGGAUUUGCAACUGCUGCUUUCCUAUUUUAUCUAUAUGUGCCGACUCAGGAGUUCUCACAGCUGUGCCUGAAUACCACCACCAUCAUUAGCUCGCCGAUCUUGCCACCAGUUUGGCCACAUUUCAAGAUCGAAAAUCCGGAAUUUAAUUUCGCACCAGCUGUCUUACAAACAGCGCUUGAUGAAACGCAGAAAUGGCUCCCGAUUUUAGGUGAAAUUCCAGUCAUGUGGCAUCCACUGGCUGCAUUCUCGAAGCCGAAACAUGAGCUUUCAAUACACAUGCGCUUCAAGCUUUCAGUUCACAAGAAAGAUUCGGGAGGACUACUGCGCUGUUUCAUGAAAGUAACUCGCCAGAAUAUCUUAGGGCCGGGAUUUACAGCAAUGCGAAAUAAGAAUAUUGUAUUUCCUCAUUAUGUUUCAUCGGAAUAACU